Messenger RNA from Trifolium pratense (red clover), 819 nucleotides. RefSeq lists its product as uncharacterized. Lineage: Eukaryota; Viridiplantae; Streptophyta; Magnoliopsida; Fabales; Fabaceae. The coding region runs from base 1 to 819 and encodes 272 amino acids. The transcript has a single exon. The record is from RefSeq and is a predicted model, not a curated record.
AUGAAUUGGUUUUCGGAACAUCUAAGAAAAGAAGUGGGGAAUGGUGUACAUUCUCUUCUCUGGGAUGACCCUUGGAUGGAAGGAGUAGCUCUUAGUGUUAGGUAUCCUGGUCUUUAUGUGUUAACUGAAGAAAAAGAUGCAUUUUUGAAGGACAUUGUUCAUUUUGAAGGAGGAGAGUGGAAGUUUAAAUGGAUAAGAAGUUUAUCUCAAGAAGAACUGUAUUGGGAAGAGGAGUUGAAUGGUAAAAUUCAAGGUCUGAGUUUGAAUUUUGAUGGAGAGGAUAGAUGGGUGUGGUCAAGAGGUAACUAUUCAGUAAAGGAAGCGUAUGAUUCAAUAAUGGAAGGAAUGGUGGCUGAAGGUCAAUGUAAUUCUGCAGUUGUUUGGAAUGGCUUGGUGCCGCUAAAGGUGGCAGUUUUCGUGUGGAGGUUGAUUCAAAAUAGGGUACCAACAAAGGAUAAUUUAUUUAAAAGGGGGGUCUUGAAUGAAUCUCAAAUUGGGUGUGCAAAUGGGUGUGAAGCGGUAGAAAGUGCUUCACAUUUGUUUUUCGAAUGUCCUACAAGUGUGACAGUUUGGCAACAAAUCUUGGCGUGGUUGAAAUUAUCAUCUGCUCUGCAUAACAAUGUGUCGGCAAACUUGAACCAAUUUGCAAGUUUGUUAGGCAGUGGCAGAAUGAAGGAAGCUCGUUUAAGUGUUAUAUGGUUUGUGAGUAUAUGGGUUUUAUGGAAAAAUGAGAGGAUCUUUAAGGAUUCAAAUAGAACUCAGGAAAAUUUGGUAGAAGAAAUAAAAGUUGUCAUGGAAAUGGUUAACAGGCACAGCUAG